Molecule: messenger RNA, 2230 nt
Organism: Cynara cardunculus var. scolymus (artichoke)
Lineage: Eukaryota; Viridiplantae; Streptophyta; Magnoliopsida; Asterales; Asteraceae
Product: myosin-binding protein 7-like
Exons: 4
Coding region: 404-1897 (497 amino acids)
Source: RefSeq, a predicted model, not a curated record
GAGAACAGAAAAAUAUAAAUCUAGGGUUUCAAAUUUCUUUGUCUCUCAACCCCCAAAAUUUCCUCUUUUCCCUCCCUUUGCACAAUUCCCUCAAGAAUUCCCCUCCCCCACUUUCCCUCUUUAUUGUUACUUAACUUUCUUGGAAAAUUUUCACAUCUAAUCUACGUUGUCAAUAACAUCGUCAUCAUUAGCUGAUGGGCCCUUGUAUUCCACGGGUCCUAUUGGUGUUCGGUUUGGUUUUGGCCGGUUGAUGGUUUUCUGGGGAAUUAAGAAGAGGGAAAAGUCAGAUCGUAAACGGUUUAAUCUUAAGGGGGUGUGGUUUCUGGGUCUUUUGGUGGAUUGAAAUCUCUGGCUUUGCUUUUGUUGGUGUUUUGACGGAUUUUUAUGUACGUUCGGUCCAAAUAUGGAGUCAGAAAGCAUGCAUCCUUCGACCAGUUUGGUCAAAUGUUGUGAAUGUGGUUGUAGGUAUUGUGACGCAACAGAUGGAUCUUAUUAUGGGACAUGGCUACGUUCGGUGAAACGAAAGGUAGAUGAAUAUGAUGAAGGUGGUGGUAAAUUCUUCAUACCAGGUCUUCUAAUUCCUAAAGUGGCUCGUGUCGAAAUCGAAAAUGAAUGUGCCGUGUUGCGUGAGAUGGUUAGCAGCCAACAAAGCACGAUUCAGGAUCUGAUUGCAGAUUUAGAAGAGGAGAGGUAUGCUUCUGCCUCAGCUGCCAAUGAGGCCAUGUCUAUGAUCUUGAAGUUACAGCGAGAAAAGGCUGAAAUUGAGAUGGAAGCUCGACAAUUUAAGCGCUUUUCUGAAGAAAAGAUGGCUCAUGAUCAACAGGAGCUUAUGGCAUUGGAGGAGCUGUUGUAUAGGAGGGAACAAUCUAUUCAAUCUUUGACUUGUGAGGUUCAGGCAUAUAAACACAGGAUGAUUAGUUUUGGUCUCACGGAAUCUGAAGCAGACGGAGAGAAAAGCUUCAUUACACGCAAUAAUAGUGUUGCCACAAACUUAGAGAGCCAAUUUGAUUUCCCAUCAUAUGAUUACCCUCCUCUGAAAUGCAAUUUGAAUGAAAAUCAUGCAUAUCAAGAGAAUGAUAAUGAAACAGUUGAUAUAGAGAAGUAUGCAUUUGGGGAAACUCCGCGUUCUCUUAAGGAUAUAGAAGAAAGGAUCAAUCAAUUGGAGAGAAGUCCUAGGCAUAGUCAACCGGUUCUUGAGAAGGUGAUAGUUGGUCAUUCUCCAAUGAAGAAACACUCGAGGAGAUUUUCUAGUGAUAGUGUUGGAUCAUACUUUGCAACUGUUAAAGAAGACUUGGUAUUAGAUUCUCCUAGAGUUGGUGGCAACACGAGGAAGAUGGAGUUCUCACAGACGGAUGAUUUCCCUAGUUUCAAAAAGGUGGAUACUGUAUCGGAAUUUGGAGAUGAGAUGAGUGACAGGAUUUACACAAUCGACUCUAUACAUAAUGGAAAUAAUGACCCAAAGGCUAAUAUUGGCACCUAUGAUGAUUUUAUGAGUUCUCCUAAAGAAUCAUCAUCUGUUACUGGUAUUGAAGAUCCAGAAGUCAAGAAGCUAUAUGCGAGGCUUCAUGCACUUGAAGCAGAUAGGGAAUCCAUGAGGCAGGCACUUAUUUCUAUGCGGACAGAUAAGGCUCAAUUGGUAUUGCUGAAAGAGAUUGCUCAACAUUUGUGCAAAGAGAUGUCACCGGCAAGCAAGAUGCCCGUAAAGAAGCCAUCUGGUGGUGCGGGCUCUUCCUUCUUCUCGGUGGUCAAGUGGAUCGUAACAUUUGGUUACUGGAAGAGAGCACAACGGAACCAGCACAUUUUUAGUGCAGUGGCAAACAAUGCAGGCCUGCUAAUGGUGUUAGAAAGGGGACCUCAGUUGGGGCAAUGGAGGUGCCUUUCAAGCACACAAGUUUGAAAAAUCGACGUCAAAACGCUGUAUCCAUCUCUCUGCUCAUAUCGACUCUUCAACCUGCUGGAUUUCUACACCAGACUCUCAUUCUUUUAGAUUUUUUUACAUCGGUUUCAAUUCAUAUCGACAUAUCUUUCUGGGAUCUGUUUUUAUUGCAUGAUCAGGUGGUAUUUGUUAUUUUGUGGAUAUGGAUGUAGUCGUAGAUCAUCAUCAGCGUGCAAGAUUUGCUGGAAUUUGCCCGAUGCGUAAAUGUAAUUUGGUCAUUUGCUUCUGUAUAUUGCUUGCAUUGCAUAACUACAAUACAAAUUUUAGUAUGAUUCCUGCAACUUCUUCUCCCUA